This is a messenger RNA of Salvia hispanica, 1938 nucleotides long. RefSeq names its product Tetratricopeptide repeat (TPR)-like superfamily protein. Gene Ontology annotation, molecular function: protein binding. NCBI's taxonomy places the organism in Eukaryota, Viridiplantae, Streptophyta, Magnoliopsida, Lamiales, Lamiaceae. The record is from RefSeq and is a predicted model, not a curated record.
AUGCGUAUAAACAAUCUUCCCCAAAUCCCAAAUAUAUCAAAAUUCCUAAAAUCUGGAAGUGAAAACUCGAGUUCCAAAUGGAGAACACAAAUCAAUCAAACCCAAUUAGUUUCACAAGCAUCCACAAUUCUCUUACAGAGACACCCCAAACUAUGGCCUUCACUUCUCAAACCCCUGCAAAUUUCCCAUUUCACUCCAUCUCUGUUCCACCAAAUCUUGAACAGAAUCCGAGCUCAGCCAAAGCUCUGUCUCGAUUUCUUCAACUGGGCGCGGAAAAAUCUCGACUUCAAGCCCGACAUUGGGGCCCGAUCCGAGCUGACCCGAAUACUAUUCGGGUCCGAACUGUCUGAACUCGGUAAGCCAAUCUUGAAUUCCAUAGUUCUAGAUUGCCCACCAGCAAAGAUUGUUGCUUUGUUCCCGCCGCGCCGAAAUGCUGAUUUUCAGAAUGUAUCCCAUGUUUUUAAUUCUGUGAUAGAGUGUUAUUGCAGCGACGAAAUGUAUUUCCAAAGUUUGGAUUUUUAUCAGAUGGUUAGGAAGAAUGGGGCUCGAUUGAGUGUGGGUGCUAGUUGUAGAUUGUUGAAUCUUUUAGUUGAGAAGAAUGAAUUGAGGUUAGCUUGGUGUUUUUAUGCUUCGAUUGUUAGAGAUGGGGUUUUAGGGAGCCAGUGUGUGUGGUCUGUUGUUGCGAAGAUUUUUUAUAAAGAUGGGAAAUUUGAGAGGAUUGGUGGAAUUUUGGAAGUGGGAAUUUGUAGUGGUGAGAUGUUUGAUUUGAUAAUUGAUGGUUAUAGCAAAAGAGGGGAUUUUGGAGCUGCUUUGGAUUAUCUGCAUCAGUGUAUUGGUAAAGGAAUCGAGCCGGGUUUUAGUACUUACAGCUCGAUUUUAGAUGGUGCUUGUAGGUAUAACAAUGGAGAAGUGAUUGAGAAUGUUUUGUCUUUUAUGGUGGAGAAGGGGCUUAUCUUGAAAGGUCAUGCUUCGGAUUAUGAUUUGAUCAUCAAGAAGCUUUGUGGUGUGGGGAAAACGUUCGCAAUGGAUCUCUUCUUCAAGAGGGCUUGCGUUGAUAACAUGGAACUAGAGCUUGCUACGUACGAGUGUAUGUUUAUGGCGUUGCUAUGUGAGGGAAGUAGAGUGGAGGAUGCAAUAGAUUUGUACAACAUCAUGAAGGGAAAGCAAAUUGUAUUGAGUAAAAGAUGUUAUGAUGAGUUUGUGAUUGCUCUUUUCCAGCAGAAUCCAUCGUUGCAAAUCAGCAACUUGUUAGUUGAUAUAAUCAGAAGGGGCGUCGCAUCCAUAUCUCCAACCAAAGAGCUUUCUAACUAUGUCCGUAAACAAUGUGCAGAGCGUCAGUGGCGAGAGGCAGAGGAACUUUUGGAGUUGGUUCUGGAUCGAGAAUGGUUGCUUGAUCCUCAGUGCUGUGGCUCUUUUGUUAGACAUUACUGCUCAACCAGACGGAUCGAUAGAGCGAUUUUGCUGCAUAAUAAGUUGAAGGAGUUGCAGGGCACUUUGGCAACGGACACAUAUAACAUACUUGUCGCUGCGUUGCUGAGAGGGAGGAGAACUGAAGAGGCGAUAAAGGUGUUCGAUUAUAUGAAGAGAUGCAAAACAGUGGAUAGUGAGAGUUUUGCACUCAUGAUUAGAGGUCUCUGUAAAGAGAAAGAAAUGAGGAUAGCCAUGAGAUUGCACGACGAGAUGUUGGAAUUGGGGCUCAAGCCUGAUCAACGAACGUAUAAGAGGUUAAUCACCGGUUUCAGAUGAAUCGUCGAGGAUUCCUCGGAGAUUCAUAGUAGACAAUGUGUUUAGUUUUGUCCAAUUCUUACCAUUUGUAUAUUAAGGGGCUAUUCGGUUGGUAAGAUUAUAUCUCGGGGUUAAAUAUGUACUGUGUUUAAUUCAUGAGAUUGAAUCUCACAAGUUAAUUCUAGAUGAAUACUCAUUGAUAAUUAGUCAUAA